Molecule: messenger RNA, 2774 nt
Organism: Cuscuta epithymum
Lineage: Eukaryota; Viridiplantae; Streptophyta; Magnoliopsida; Solanales; Convolvulaceae
Source: the annotation of a GenBank genome assembly
GCCUUCAACGGUGCUCGUCUUCCUCCGAAGUUUGCCCGCUCACUGGCUCUGCCUAGCCCUAACUUUCAAAUUUGAAGAACUUCUACUAUAAGGCUGUAUGUGUAUCACUUCGCAUUACAUGGUUUCAAUACUCCGUAUUAUAUAUGUUCAAUUCAAUCACUGCACACUCUCAAUUGCUGCCAUCAGUUUUGUUUCCAAAGGAAUCACACCUCUAAUUUUCUAUGUGAAGAAUACCAUUUGAUUCAUUGUUUCGUAUAUCUUGUAGUGGUUGAUAUUUGCAGUUACCUUCUUCCUGCCCACUUCUGCCUUUUACAAUUUACGUAGUAUACGUCAAUUCAACUAUAGUUUUGGGUUUAUGUUUUUUAUUAUAAUGUGAUUGGUUCCUUGUAUUUGGCUUGUUUACUUUAAGGUUUAAGCUAGGGGUGGUUCGGUCCGGUAUACCAAAGAUUUUAUCCCAUACCUUUACCAUACCUUAAACUUUCGGUAUGCAAAAAUACAUACCGUUAUCAUACCUUAAUUUUGGUAUACCUUGUUUCGGUAUACCAAAAUUUCGGUACGGUAAGCUUUGGUAUCGGUAAAUUAUCAUGAUUUAAUAUCAAAUUAUUAUUUAUCAAAUGAAAUAUAGAAAAUCAGUGUUAAUAGUGAUAUACUAAAAUUAUUAAUGAAAUUAAUUAUAAAAUACCAAUGAUAACCUAUAUGUGUUCUAUUCAACUUUGAACAAAAAUAUAUUAUAAAUAUGUACAGAUACUUCAACACAUGACAUAUGAAGAUAACAACACAUUCUCCUAAAAUAAUAAUUUAAACAACAUAAGUAUAUUUGAAAUUACAUCGAUCUCCAACAAAAAGUAUAAAUAAUUCAAGAAACAUGGAUAUAAAGUCAUUAUCCUUGAAUUAAUGUUGUGUUUGUAGUUAUUUUUAUAAUUUUAAAGAAAUUAUUGGCUUGGAAUUAUGGUAUGACGGUAUAAUGGUAUACCGUUUAUUUCCAAAAUAUAUACCGAUACCAUACUGAAGAAAUUCGGUACGGUAUCAUACCGUACCAAAAGUGUCGGUAUACCAAACACUUCGGUAAAUUCGGUAUUUUUCGAUAUGGUAAGUCUGGUAUACCGAAAUUUCGGAAUUUCCCCCCACCGGUAGUUUAAGCUAUGGAGGAGCGAGACAGGAACAUUGAACUUCCUGCAGAUAUACUUGACAAGAUUAUGGGAAAAUUGUGGCUUGGAGAAGCUGCUAGAAUGGCCGUCUUAAACACUGUUUGGAGAGAUGCUUGGUUUAAUCUCACUAAGGUUGUUUCUGAUGAUUCCUUCCAUCAUAACAUUUACUCAGAUUUUGAUGAUAACCCAGCCACAUGGCAUGAUACAAUCAAUGAUGACCUCAAGAAGCACAAUGGAAAUAUUAAAAAAAUUGUCAUUUUUUUUAAAUGUCUGCAGGUAUGUAUAUGUGAAUUCGAUAAGUUGUUCCUUUCUGUCAUGAAAAAAGGUGUUCAAGAACUGGACAUUCAGAUAUUCAAUGCUGAUGGUAGGAAUUACCCUCUGCCAUCCCGCGUCCUUAAAUGCCCUACACUGAAGACUUUUCAUGCUUGUAGUGUUAAAAUAGACCCGACAAGACCCCGUUGCAUAUUCCCUAAUGUCACUUCUCUUAGUUUUGAUGGAGUUCAUUUUGAUCCAAGUAAUCAACUUAAUGUUGUGGAUCUUCCAAAGCUCCGAAGACUAUUAUUUAGAGGAUGUAAAAACAUCCCUCAUUUCAAUAUUACUGCUCCGAAACUUGGUAGUUUAUCAAUCCAAGAAUGUUACAUUGGCCGUGAUCAUGAUGAUGACAAUGACUGCCGUAGUGAUUGUGAUGAUGAGGAUUACUAUCUUGGCGAUGAUGAUAAGGAUUACAACUCUGACGACGAUGACUACCGCUAUGCAGCCAAUAAUGACGAUGUAAGCUGCUACAAUGACAGUAGCUAUAAUGGAGGUGAUGGUGAUAGAAAUAUGUUUUGCUAUUGCCCUGCCAAUGGAAAAGACAAAUCAAGUAGUGGUUUUCUCCCUACGUACUUGGAUUUGGGAUCUGUUCGUUGGCUUCAUUUGUGUUGUGAUGCUGUUGGGGGUGUUGUUGAUGAUCUUGGCAGAAUGGGACCUCAAAUGACAGCGUUAGACGUGAAAUACCUAAACCUUUCAGGUGUCUACUUUCCAGAUUCUGAUAAUAACUCUAAGUUUAUUAAACUGCUGCGAAGUUGCCCAAAAUUAUACAAACUUGAAAUAUGUUUUCAGCUCCAAGAAUUAGACUUGCCUAGUCGUCGUGAGAGUGUUUCUCGUCUCUUGGAAGGACUUCACAAGCUACAUCACAUACACAACACUGCAAACAUUGAAGCUUGGCUUAUACUCAGGGUCCAAAACCGACAUGCAAUUUAUAACAGGACUGAUAGGCUGCUUCCCGACAUGUAAAAAGGUGUUUAUUUUCGGCAGGUAAGGUUCCCGUCCAAGGAGAAGGCGAAGAUAAGAAGGGAGAUUUUGUGUUCUAGCCGUGCCUCAUUAACAGAAAAAGUUUAUCUGAACUUCUGAAGUAAGAAUCCUUUUGGGUUUUAUGCAUCUCCUAAACCCUCCUGAUAUGCAAUGGAAGGGAAGCUGAUUUCUUUUGCUCUUAAACAGCAAUGGUUUCAAUAUAUAUUAUUAGAAAUGGUAGUUGUGUUUGUAGCUGUUUUGUUAGAACGAAAGUGAGUUUAGUAUUGUGAUAGGACCCAAGUGCACAGACUGGUAAGCUUUAUCUUGCUGUUCGUAAUUGGGGAGAGAACAAAU